Messenger RNA from Lactuca virosa, 706 nucleotides. NCBI's taxonomy places the organism in Eukaryota, Viridiplantae, Streptophyta, Magnoliopsida, Asterales, Asteraceae. The record is from the annotation of a GenBank genome assembly.
AUGGUGGAAGAAGGUAAGAUAAAGUACAUCGGUCUAUCUGAAGCUAAUGCAGACACAAUUAGGAGAGCACAUGCCAUUCAUCCAGUCACUGCUUUACAAAUGGAAUAUUCCCUUUGGACCCGUGAUAUUGAGGAAGAACUGAUUCCAUUGUGCAGUCAGGUUACGACACAUUUCGUGGAGGAUUCUGGAAUUAUUUCAGCAUGGGUAAGUCUCAAUAUUUUAAUCAAAAUUCUAGAAACUUCCAAGGGUUUUGCUAUAUUUAAUGAAUAUAUUUAUGAGUUAAAAGUUUGUGAAGAUGAAGCUGAAAGCAUAGCGAAGGCAAAACGAGAUGAGGAGGAGAAAUUAAGGGAAAAAGAACGGCCAUUUCAUAAGAGGAAAGAGAGAGAAGAACAGGAAGUAGAGAGGUUCUCCUCUGUUGACCAUGGAGUAAGCAAGCUGUCUCUUCUGUCAAAGGUGUUAGCAGUGACUGUGAGAUUCAUUCAAAAGGAUGCAGAGAAGAAGAAAACAUCAUUCAACCCCAAACCGUAUUUCAAGUUAUUCAUUGAUUGGCUGCUUGAACUUAGUACCCUUGAUCCGGUUUUGAAGGUUCUGACAUGUCUAGAAACCUCCUUCCAUGCCCUGCUGCCUCUCAAAGUUCCUGCAUUCAGGUUAUUCUCUUAGAAAGGAAAUUGUCAAAGGAGAUUGUCAAAGGAGAAAUUAGACAUGG